CUCAUCUCUGAUACAAAUAGAUUUCAUUGUUAUUGUGACGAAUAUUUGUUUUUUAUUUUUCUAAUUUUCUUUAAUAAAUUUUUCAAAAUGACACUCGAUUUAGAUGCUUCCAAGAAGGAUGAUAAACUUUUACUUACAACGGUACAACAGGAGUACAAGAUCCUGGCAGAAUAUAAAAUGAUUGAAUCAGAAAAAAUAGGAGGCGUCUAUGUUAUACCAAGCUAUGCCAACUCUUUACAGUGGUUUGGAGUAUUCUUUGGUCGUAAGGACUUCUAUUCUGAAGGUGUAUUCCGAUUUACUCUGCUCCUACCCGAUCGCUUUCCUGAUGAUAAAACUCUUCCAAGCAUUAUUUUUCAGCAGAAGAUUUUUCAUCCGCUGAUCUGCCCAUAUACACAUAGCCUUGACAUAAGUCAUGCUUUUCCCGAAUGGCGAUGUGGGGAUGAUCAUUUAUGGCAACUCUUGAAAUACAUGCAAGCUGUAUUUUCCGAUCCCCUGGAGAGCAUUCGUCAUGUGGAAAUGGACAAAUUAAAAAACUCCGAGGCUGCUGACUUAUUAAUUAAUAAUCGGGAAGAAUUUGCCAAUCGAACCCGUGAAAAUAUUAGAGAAAGUCUCGCUCAUAUCUAUGAUACUCCCAUAACAGAGGAUCCGCAUUAUAUAACAUUUGAAAAGUUUCAAUCCGAGGUGCACGGACCGGUACUGGAAGGCAUUAAAGCGGGCCAAAGCAAACACCUAGAGAGUCAAUCACAACAGAGCAAUAACGGUGGUAAUGGAGGAGGUGGAGGUGCGGCCACUGGCUUAUCAUGGGUCAAGGAAGGCGAGUUCAAGCCUCUAAGUGUUGAAUGAAAUUGUUACUCAUUUAAUUCGUCGUUUAUAGUUAUAAUCAUAUUAAAAUUUAUUUUACAAA
This is a messenger RNA of Drosophila willistoni, 904 nucleotides long. RefSeq names its product protein crossbronx (gene peo). Lineage: Eukaryota; Metazoa; Arthropoda; Insecta; Diptera; Drosophilidae. The transcript has 4 exons. The coding region runs from base 88 to 843 and encodes 251 amino acids. The record is from RefSeq and is a predicted model, not a curated record.